AUUUUAUUCUAGUACUACUAUUAAUGACAUGUCUAUAUAUGUCAAUUUUAAGUACAUACAUGUAUGGGAGAUUAAAUUUUUGAUAUGUUCACAAGUUUCUUGCUGAUGAAACAUGCGUCAAGGCAGGAUGUUGUGUAAGGGUGUUAAUUACUGAUUGGUCAUUAGUUGCCCUCAUGAAUCCAUGAAAAAGUUCUUCAUAAAGUCAUCACAAGAAGAGACCUUUUGUGCUCUCUUUACGGCAUGCAAAGGUCACGAACAGUUUAACAAAAACACCUUUGCAUACUAGUCUCCCUCCUCGUCAUACUUCAGCAACCACAAGAUUUCUUUUCUGAACUUUUUACUAAUGAACAUUCAGAAAUUUCUGUGCAAUAUUAUCUCAUGACCUGAACCAAACGAUGCUUGAGCCACGAAAUAGUAGAGGAGACAAAGAUAUAGUUUCGUCAAUUCGAGAAGUUUGUCCGGAUACUACGGAUGAUAGCGGCAGAUUUGGACUGGUUCCAUGAAAGUUGUACAGUAAGGUGCGAAUCUUGAGUUGCAGAGAUGCACCUGGAUCCGGCUAUCUAGCUUCACGAGAAUCCCAUCUCUACUCUCCUAAAUUGCCCACGAAACUGAAUUUAUGUAGGGAUUUUUAGCGAAAUUCAGACAUUUUUCACGGGGAUGGGUCGGGGAUUGUUGACUGAUAAAGCUGGAUUUGAAGAAACAACAAAAUUUUGAUAUAUGAUACCUUGAAUAAACGAGGAGUUUCUGAAGUAGUGGCAUGGUCUGUUCCAGAUGUCUCUCUGAACUUCCGUUUCAGUUUCAGUGGACCAUAUUGUUGGUGAACUGAAACGAAUAUUAUCUUCUCGUAGCCACGUGCAUUCUGUAGAUUUUCUUUUGCUCAGUUCGACACAUAGACAUCUGAGGCUAAUUAGCUCUGUUAAUCGCGCGAGUAGCUGAGAUUGGCGCCAUGGCCGGCGAGCUCAAGGUGCUGAACGCGCUCGACUCGGCGAAGACGCAGUGGUACCAUUUCACGGCGAUCGUGAUCGCCGGCAUGGGGUUCUUCACCGACGCCUACGACCUCUUCUCCAUCUCCCUCGUCACCAAGCUGCUCGGCCGCAUCUACUACUUCAACCCGGCGUCCAAGAGCCCCGGCUCCCUCCCGCCCAACGUCUCCGCCGCCGUCAAUGGCGUCGCCUUCUGCGGCACCCUCGCCGGCCAGCUCUUCUUCGGUUGGCUCGGCGACAAGAUGGGGCGCAAGAAGGUGUACGGCAUGACGCUCAUGCUCAUGGUCAUCUGCUGCCUCGCUUCCGGCCUCUCGUUCGGGUCGUCGGCGAAAGGCGUCAUGGCCACGCUCUGCUUCUUCCGCUUCUGGCUCGGCUUCGGCAUCGGCGGCGACUACCCGCUCUCGGCGACCAUCAUGUCGGAGUACGCUAAUAAGCGCACCCGUGGAGCGUUCAUCGCCGCCGUGUUCGCCAUGCAGGGCUUCGGCAACCUCACCGGCGGCAUCGUGGCCAUCAUCGUGUCCGCCGCGUUCAAGUCGCGGUUCGACGCGCCGGCGUACAGGGACGACCGGACCGGCUCCACCGUGCCGCAGGCCGACUACGCGUGGCGCAUCGUGCUCAUGUUCGGCGCCAUCCCGGCGCUGCUCACCUACUACUGGCGGAUGAAGAUGCCGGAGACGGCGCGCUACACCGCGCUGGUCGCCAAGAACGCGAAGCAGGCCGCCGCGGACAUGACGCAGGUGCUCAACGUCGAGAUCGUGGAGGAGCAGGAGAAGGCUGACGAGGUCGCGCGGCGCGAGCAGUUCGGGCUCUUCUCCCGCCAGUUUUUGAGACGCCAUGGGCGCCACCUGCUGGGCACGACGGUGUGCUGGUUCGUGCUGGACAUCGCCUUCUACUCGUCGAACCUGUUCCAGAAGGACAUCUACACGGCGGUGCAGUGGCUGCCCAAGGCGGACACCAUGAGCGCCCUGGAGGAGAUGUUCAAGAUCUCCCGGGCACAGACGCUCGUGGCGCUGUGCGGCACCAUUCCGGGCUACUGGUUCACCGUCUUCUUCAUCGACAUCAUCGGCCGCUUCGUCAUCCAGCUCGGCGGCUUCUUCUUCAUGACGGCGUUCAUGCUCGGCCUCGCCGUGCCGUACCACCACUGGACGACGCCGGGGAACCACAUCGGCUUCGUGGUCAUGUACGCCUUCACCUUCUUCUUCGCCAACUUCGGGCCCAACUCCACGACCUUCAUCGUGCCGGCGGAGAUCUUCCCGGCGAGGCUGCGUUCCACCUGCCACGGCAUCUCGGCGGCGGCGGGGAAGGCCGGCGCCAUCGUCGGGUCGUUCGGGUUCCUGUACGCGGCGCAGAGCACGGACGCGAGCAAGACGGACGCCGGCUACCCGCCGGGCAUCGGCGUGCGCAACUCGCUCUUCUUCCUCGCCGGAUGCAACGUCAUCGGGUUCUUCUUCACGUUCCUGGUGCCGGAGUCGAAGGGGAAGUCGCUGGAGGAGCUCUCCGGCGAGAACGAGGACGAUGACGAUGUGCCGGAAGCGCCCGCGACGGCCGAUCACCGGACUGCGCCGGCGCCGCCAGCUUGAUACCCCGCGGCAAAACCCAAAUGGUCAAUCAUCAGUGUUUUGUUGUAAUAUAUGUGCAAUGGAUGAUUAUUCUGGUUCUGCUAGUGUACCAAACAAAAUUACAAAUACUAGUCGUCAACCCAGGCAACGCACGGGUUACUGUUGAUAUUAUAAAUGCCACUUAGAUUAUGUAUUAAAUAUAUUUUCUAAAAUUAUUGUGGCUUAAA
Molecule: messenger RNA, 2769 nt
Organism: Oryza sativa Japonica Group (Japanese rice)
Lineage: Eukaryota; Viridiplantae; Streptophyta; Magnoliopsida; Poales; Poaceae
Product: probable inorganic phosphate transporter 1-4
Biological process (GO): transmembrane transport; phosphate ion transport
Cellular component (GO): membrane
Molecular function (GO): phosphate transmembrane transporter activity
Source: RefSeq, a predicted model, not a curated record